AUAUAAUAUAUAAUUUUAUUGUUUUUCAAAUAUGAGUAUUACUAUUGGCAUUGUGCUCUUCAAUUUCGCAGUAUUGCCUGAUUUUGUAGAAUUAGCCAUACGAAGAUACAGUGAAGCAGGUAUCGAUGAAAAUCGCCCUGACCCUCUUUUACCAAAUGUUCGUUAUUACGAAUCUAGGAGUGGCCACAGAUUCUCUAUAUUAUCCGCUACAAGAUCAAGAUAUAUUUUGGUUGGGGUCAAAGAAAAUCACAUAGUUGGAUUAAUCUUGGAAGGAUGCUUGUAUCCAUUUCUAAAUGAAAAUGGAGAAAGAAUUAAAAUAACCAUGAGUUACGAGCAUAUAAUAAUACCGAAGGACGAGGAUCACCCAACUAGACCAUUCAGAUUCUUUCAUGUUUUUGAUCCAGAAAUCAAUAUUCAUGAAGCAGUGCUUCCUUGAAGAGGCUAAGACUUUAUUCAUCAAUUUAUGUUUAUAUCAUUCGUGAAUAAAUUUAUUUACAAAA
Messenger RNA from Belonocnema kinseyi, 500 nucleotides. RefSeq lists its product as uncharacterized. The record is from RefSeq and is a predicted model, not a curated record. The transcript has 2 exons. Lineage: Eukaryota; Metazoa; Arthropoda; Insecta; Hymenoptera; Cynipidae. The coding region runs from base 32 to 436 and encodes 134 amino acids.